AACGAUCAGUUACUUCCAUCAGUACGCCAGCACAGCUCCGAUCAACGAUGCAGCUCCUAGUCGGUCUGUUUGCAGUCUGCCUUCCAGCGCUUGUGCUAUCCGAUGUAAUCACUGUGCAAAAGUGCACCGACGGAACGCUACCCUCUGCAGUGGAUGUGCCCGGCUGUCAAUCGACUCCGUGCGACCUCCCGAAGGGUCAAGAUGCUAAAGUGCUGGUAGAUUUUACGGCCAGCAAACAGCUAACGAUCCUGCGUCCGGAAGUACGUGCCAGCUUCGGUGGCCUGACCGUUCCCUUCGUCCUACCGAACGAUCGUCAAGAUGCGUGCAAGUGGCUUAUCGGUUCGCAGUGCCCGCUGUCACCGCAGGAAGACGUUACGUACGAGCUGCAGCUACCGGUACUGAGUAGCUACCCGUCGCUCAGCCUUACCGUAGAGCUGAAGCUGCUCGAUCAGAACAACGAGAUCGUGACGUGCUUUCAGUUGGCGGCCAAUGUGAUGUAAAGUGUUUCAGUAAAUCCCACACAACGAAGUAAUAUUUGUUGGAGAUAA
Messenger RNA from Anopheles aquasalis, 548 nucleotides. Its product is annotated as NPC intracellular cholesterol transporter 2. Gene Ontology annotation, molecular function: sterol binding. The record is from RefSeq and is a predicted model, not a curated record. Gene Ontology annotation, biological process: intracellular cholesterol transport. NCBI's taxonomy places the organism in Eukaryota, Metazoa, Arthropoda, Insecta, Diptera, Culicidae.